CCCGAUCGACCCGUCGGGCCACGCUCGUAGCAACGUGUUGAUGAUGCGGUAUCGACGGGAGACCGAACAAACGGAGCGCGAUUUGUUUGCGGAGAAUGAGAGGGAGGUAGAGAGAGAAAACGAGUGCCGCAGCAGCGACGGUGCAGUGAUUGUUUCAACUCCGCGAAAACGGUCCCGUCCGCCCGUAGCGAAACGGCUGAAAAAUACAUCGUUUGAUAAAGCGCUGAAAUAAUAAUCGGGACGCGAUGCCGGGGAUUGCGAGCGCGACCGGCCUCAUGUCGGCGCGAAUUCGACCGGUUCACCGGCCGAAGCCGAAGAGCGUGCAAUUGUCGGGCUGCACGAAAGCGGCGCCGUUCGCUCUUCGACCGUUCGCCGGCCUCUUCAAUCCAUAUCCCUACGGCUGCUCGGUGCUGUGCAACCACCCGGCGGAUUGCGAAGCGAAGGAGGUGGUGCGACGCGCCAAAGACACAUGGGCGACCGAAGGAAAAGCGCUCUUGCUGCCGGAGGAGAUGGAGAUGAUACGGACGAGUUUGAUGGCGGGCGGCGGCGGGGGUGGCGGUGAGGUGGCUGGAAAUGUCGGAGGUGGCGAUGGCUGCAAUACCGAGGCGACUGCCGUGCCCGAGGAGCUCUUCCGGAAAUACACGGAGACCGACUCGCGACCUCCGACCCCGGCGCCCACGCUCGCCAGUGGGCCGGCGUUGACCAAUCGCGCGGCGACCCAGGAAGAUUUACCGGCGACCUGUAAUCCGCGCGAACGCACCACCCUGGUCCUCGAUCUUCGCGCCGCGAAUUCGCGCCACCACCAAGAGAGCGAGACCUUCAGCUGGCACGCACUUACGCUCGAGCCGCCGCCGACGCCCCGGAAGAGCGAGAUAUUCGUCAGUAAGCCGAUCCCGCGGCAUUUGUCAACAUCGUUCUUCGUCCUUCGUGAAGUAACGUUGCCGCUGCCUGUGAAUAAGAGUUCGUCCAGGGACGACGAGGGAGCGAGGGAGGAGGCCGACAGCGGCAGCGAGCGGCCCGUAAUUAUUCGGCGGCGGGGAAAGCGGUUGCGUAAAAGAAAGUGCAGGAGGGGCUCGACGUACGGCCAACAAACGGAAGUUCGCGAUCCGCUCGAGCCGACAGUGACGCAGGUCUCGCAAAUCGGAGACGGAUCGAGACGACCAUCGUCAAACGUCGUAUCUACGUCCUACAACGUCGCUGUGUUACCUGACUGGGAAGCUUUAUUACCCUCAUUUCUAGCAAUUGGGAAUCGAGAAUCUCCGGGGAACAGAACUUUUUCGCAAAAUUCUGACAGGCUUCGUACAGCAAAUGCGGCCGAAACCGGCGAUGGCGCGGCCCCCAAAAAAUCGCCGGCGCCAGUCGCGAGUUCUCACACGAUGCCUCCGAGUUUCCUCGCGGCCGACAUUCUGAAGCACCUGUGCAGAGAGCUGGACCGCGACAAGGUGGAGGCGGAAUUCUCGAUCAAAAGGCGGAUCGCCCUGGAGGAGGCACUGAGGGUGAAAGGCGACGUUUCGUAUUCGCGCGGAUCUCGCCUGACCAGUGCCGGCCUGUCAGCGCAAAACGCACCCCGAAUAUUCUCCCGUCAAGUGGCGCGUUUCGAGUUACUCGGCGGUCAGAGUCUCUGCGGACUGACGCCUCUGCGGUACCUCAGCAAGCACGUGUGCGUGACGUCAGGUAGGAAGCUGAUAUUCGGCCGGAUAUUUGCAAGAUUCAACGAGGAAACGUCGCAGGAAGAACGGCGUGUCUCGCCGAACGAUGUCGAAGAGGCCCUUCAGGAAGUGGUCGGGAAGGCGUUGACGGACGAGCAACGGUCUUAUCUUAGGACCGUGCUAGGAGAGAUAACGGAGUCGUUGAACUUCAGGGAGUGGUGCGGUUUAUGCGCCGUCGUCGAGAGGCUGCUGUGUCCUCUGCCGCCGAAGGCGAGCGACCCGCCCACGUGGCUCGAGCAAGCGGACUUCGAAGCUCUGGAACGGAGACUCAGGUCAGCCGGGUCAGUCGACUCUACGUUGGCGUUAUUGUUGAAGGAGAUUCGUGACAGAUAAAAUGACGGGAAUCUCUUAUGCAUUAUCCUUUUUUUUUUCUUUAUCACAGUGAUCGCUAGCUUUAUAAUGUAUCGUAAGUCUCGCGACGCGUUUAGUAGUUAUGAUUAUUGUUUAAUGCGUAUAAGCCUAAAAUAAAACUUCUUCGCGGUUCUACAAAUGAACCCUAUAUAUAUAUUUUUUCCCCUUUUAUAUAUAUAUAUAUAUAUAUAUGUAUAUUUCGACGUUUUGCACAGCGGUUGUACGAUAGAGUUUGAUAUUCCAAGCGAAGACAUAUACAAAAGUAUGAGCGUCACUUCGUUCAUAAUAAUAAGAUUACGAAUUAUGAUGACUCUAUUACCAGAUAUACCUACUUUUACCUUGCCCGUUAAUACGCGUUAAUUAUUACGUCGAAAUGAAACCGUCCACAAGUGCAUCUCGUUCCUCUCUCUCUCUCUCUCUCUUUCUCUCUCUCUUUAUUUUCAGUAUAAAAAAUGGACCGUAGUUCUCAAUUUCCUCUCUCGUCUCGACACUGAUAUGUAAUUCACUCUCUCGUAGAACUCUGUAAUAUAGGUCGAACGUUAAUUAAUCUCAUGUACGUCGGCGUUGUCUCGCGCGACGCGCGUUGAGGCAAGGAUUACGAUCCGUCCGCAAACGCAAUGAACGAAUACUUACUCGUCCAUUUUUAGCGGUCUAUUCGACAACACGAGAUGCGGGACGAAAGAAAGCCUCCUCAAUCUACGUUCAUCGCACAUUUUAUUGCCGGAGCGGAUUCGCGUCCACAUCCACUCGAGCGUACACACAUUGGCGUCGGUACUCGAUCCACUUGUUUCAUUCCUUCUUUUUUUCUUUCUUUUUUUUUGGCUAAUAUACAAACGAGUUCUCUGGUUCGUGCUCUCUUCCUUUCUUUCUUUCUCUCUCUCCCUCUCACUCUCUCCCUUUCACUCUCUUCCAUUCUCUCAUUUAACAACAUAAUAAAUAAUGGAUCACUUUUGUAAUGUCGAUAGGGAUAAUAUAAAACCGGUUCGUGUACAUGUGUGCAUGUGUAUGUGUGUGUGUGUGUCAGUAAAUAAAUUAAGUAAAUGAGAGCGGUACAUUCGCC
This is a messenger RNA of Dinoponera quadriceps, 3120 nucleotides long. RefSeq lists its product as uncharacterized. The transcript has 9 exons. NCBI's taxonomy places the organism in Eukaryota, Metazoa, Arthropoda, Insecta, Hymenoptera, Formicidae. The coding region runs from base 246 to 2042 and encodes 598 amino acids. The record is from RefSeq and is a predicted model, not a curated record.